Volvox carteri f. nagariensis is the source of this 489-nucleotide messenger RNA. RefSeq lists its product as uncharacterized. NCBI's taxonomy places the organism in Eukaryota, Viridiplantae, Chlorophyta, Chlorophyceae, Chlamydomonadales, Volvocaceae. The coding region runs from base 1 to 489 and encodes 162 amino acids. The record is from RefSeq and is a predicted model, not a curated record. The transcript has 2 exons.
AUGCAAGUGCAACCAACUCAGAUGACACACAAAGGGGUGGUUAUCCGCAGCGCCAACAAGAGCACUGACACUGACCUGCUGGGUCAUGAUGCCUGGGUGGCGAGAGUGGAACACAACGAUCACAACACACUAGACGAAUGUCUUAGUGUAAUCGAAUUUCAUUCGGGAAGUUUGCGGCAUUUGCGACUGAGCGAGCCCAGGUUUCGAGACACUUAUCCUGUAAAGCUCCGUGACAUUUGGACAAGCUCGUCGCGUGCGAUUGUGGCAGAGUCUUCUAGCCCUGCGCAUGCUGUGGCCCGCACAGGCUACCAGAGUUUCGGCAGUCUUUUUGGGGUGAGGCCCCCCGAAUGGCGCUUCGCGCCGGGGGCCAUGCCCCCGGUGUUCACUGCUGCAAUCAGUCAGUCUGUCUGUCAUGUCUUGCUCGAUAAAGUUACGUUCAAAAGCUACAUCAACUCUUUAUCGAUUGGCCAAAGGAGAAAAUUCAGAUAA